This is a messenger RNA of Aphidius gifuensis, 1183 nucleotides long. RefSeq names its product cytoplasmic dynein 2 light intermediate chain 1. The transcript has 5 exons. NCBI's taxonomy places the organism in Eukaryota, Metazoa, Arthropoda, Insecta, Hymenoptera, Braconidae. The coding region runs from base 190 to 1170 and encodes 326 amino acids. Gene Ontology annotation, biological process: intraciliary retrograde transport; intraciliary transport involved in cilium assembly. Gene Ontology annotation, molecular function: dynein heavy chain binding. The record is from RefSeq and is a predicted model, not a curated record. Gene Ontology annotation, cellular component: cytoplasmic dynein complex; ciliary basal body; axoneme.
UUUAAUUUUGAAUUUUUAUUGAGUUGUGUUGUUAUAGCAACGUCAUUGUAUACAAAUGUUUUUCAACUGAGUCGUGCAGUUCUCAGUAAGCCAGUAAAAAUAUUUAAUAACUGUUUAAAACAAUGUAAACAAUUUCGAUAAAAAUAGUGUUAAUAACUUUUUAUAAUUCAAAGAAUAAAUAAUUUAAAAAUGGGUGAGGAAGAUAAUAAAAACCAGCUUGAAAAUACUAAAGAAAGAUCGAUUAUAAUAAUUGGCAGUAAAGGAGUAGGUAAAACUACAAUGGCAUAUAGAUUUCUUGAAAAAGAAGAAAUUCCAAAGCCAACAAUUGCAAUGGAUUAUUCAUUUGGAAGAAAAGCAGGAAAAAGUUUGGUAAAAGAUGUAAUACAUAUUUGGGAAGUUGGUCAUCUAUCAUCAUCAUUAAUAUCAGCCGCAAUGACUGGUGCAAGUUUAACGCAUUCCCCUCGUCAUAUUACUCUUGUAAUUGUUUUGGAUUUAACAUCUCCAGAUGUUCUUUGGUCGAUAUUAGAAGAGAGUUUAACAGCUGCACGUUGUGCUUUAAAAAUGAGUUUUUCAAAUGAUAUCAUUGAGGAAAUGAAGAGCCACCGGAUAAAUGAAAUCCGUCGAUCUAGUGAAAAACAAAUUGAUCCGUUCCCCAUGAAAUUAUGUAUCGUGGGAGGAAAAUAUGAUGAAUUUAAAGAUUUUGAUUUAAAAAAAAAACAAAUUAUCGGACGUACAUUGCGUGCUGUUACCUGUAAUUUAGCUGCUGAUUUGCAGUAUUAUUCAUCAAAAGACAGUGGACUUGUUAGAAAAAUGAAAGAACUACUUUCACAUCAUGGUUUUGGUAAUCAUCCAGUAAAAGGCUGCUGUAGUGAUUACAGACAAGCCCUUUGGAUACCAGCCGGAACUGAUUCAUUCACUGCAAUCGAUUUUGUUAUUUCAUCAUCUCGACCUUCCUCAAUACUAGAUAUAAUAAAACGUAAUUAUGAAAAUGAAUUUCCUCAAAAAUCAAAAGACACUGAAAAAGAAUUUGAGGAUCCAAUUAAUGAUCCAAAUUUUAAUGAACCAAUUAUUGAUCGUUUACGACUUCAACGAGAAGAGGAGAUUGCUGUUAAUCUUCAAGACAUGAUGGAGGGUCGUACACCCAGGAUAAUAAUUCCAGAACCCUAUUAAAAUAUCCGCUAUU